Messenger RNA from Boeremia exigua, 1862 nucleotides. Its product is annotated as P-loop containing nucleoside triphosphate hydrolase protein. The record is from RefSeq and is a predicted model, not a curated record. Gene Ontology annotation, molecular function: GTP binding; GTPase activity. The coding region runs from base 463 to 1386 and encodes 307 amino acids. Gene Ontology annotation, biological process: intracellular protein transport. The transcript is spliced from 2 exons. Lineage: Eukaryota; Fungi; Ascomycota; Dothideomycetes; Pleosporales; Didymellaceae. Gene Ontology annotation, cellular component: endomembrane system.
CUCGUUGUCGUGCAGCGCGCAGCCUGCUCAAUCUUUGUUUGCCAGGACCGAUCGUGAUGGGCGCAAUGCCUAUCUUCGCUGCAUGCUCAAUGUCGCUGAUGACCAGGCCCUCCGCGGCAGGUGAAUCGAGCACCUGACCAGCCAAGAGGCUCAUCUAGCGCAAACGCGCCCGCCCGCUGUCCCUCACCUUCUAUCCACUCUGCCUGUGAGAGGAGCCGGGCCCACGCAUCUUGACGUCGCAGCUCGUAGGACUUGCUUCUUGUGUCUGCCACACGCUGAUUCACCACGCGCCAUGAGACUUGUUCGGCCUUCACUUUCUUUUGUUACCCACCGCAACAGCCACCAGGACAGCCGCAUGCCCUGAAUAAGAACAAACUGACUCGUCCGUAACAUUCGCCCCAGCGCACCUGAACGGCACACCUCGAAUUCAUCAGAGUCGCCUGCGAUCGGCGAAACGGCAAUAUGGCGAACAGUCUUGAAGCUAAGAUUGUAGUGCUCGGCAGCCAGGGUGUAGGAAAGACUUCUUUCGUGCAUCGCUAUGUGAAGAACGCAUUCGCACCACCUUCCACGCAGUCCACCAUAGGCGCAUCAUUCUUAACGAAGCGAGUCAUCGAUGUUGAUACUUCGACGGUCGUUCGGCUACAAAUUUGGGACACAGCAGGGCAAGAACGGUUCAGAUCUAUCUCUAAACUCUACUACAGAGGUGCAAAUGCGGCGGUGCUUUGCUAUGACAUCACCGACCCACAAUCCUUCGAAGAGAUGGGGCGCUGGCUGACCGAGCUCAAAACGAACCUCGGAGACGACAUAAUCCUGCAUGUUGUGGGAACAAAAUCCGACGUGGUUGCCGAAGAUCCCUCGCAGCGCAAGGUUCCUUUCGAGCGGUGUAUAGCAUACAUUGCCGAACAACUCUAUCCUGUCCAGAGUACGCAAGAAUCUCAUGGACAUUCUGGAGGCUGGGGCUCGACACCUGCAGCUUUCCGAAGUGGCGCCAUGGCAUCUCCUCAGAGCAAUAGAUCCAGUGGCUUCUGGGGUCAAGAUAUUGGCUGGGACUGCUGCCACGAAAUCAGCGCAAAGGAUGGCGAAGGCGUGGACGAGGUGUUCCGCGUCAUCACGAGGAAACUUGUCGAACAACAGCAACGCAGAUUUGAGGUUGAGCAAAGGCAGCUCGCCAUGGCUGGCAUGACACCUGGUAUUGACGUGCACGGCAACACCAAUGGAUACUUUGACUACCCUGGAAAUGGGAAUGGAAGCUUUCGCAUUGGUGCUGGCGACAAACGUCGGAGCUGGCUUGGAUUUCCAGCCACGCCUGGAGUCGGAGGUCCUCAACAGGACUGGGAGCAGGACAUAAAUCGGGCUCAAAAGUCCAAAGGUGGCAGAUGCUGCUGACGAGCCUCCCUGCGUGCUUACCUUUCGACUCUCAUUGUCUUGAUCUGCGUUGGCAUGAUCCCAUCUCAGCUAGUGACUGGGAGGAGUCUUCCCUAUAAACGGGAGGCAUGCUGCGCGGGCAAUGGCCUUUUUGAUGACAACAGCUGGGAUCUGUUCCAGCAAAAGCAUCAUGGUAUAUUUCUUUCGAGAUACCCGACCAUGUUUCGAUAAUCUUUCCACGAAAGACUGUUCUGCAUUGAGGCAGCUUGGGUUUCUUAUAGUUGUCUGCGUUUCACGGAAGCGCAUCACGACCUUUCUCUGUACAGCGUUCUGUUACGAUCUUUUUAUGAUAGCGAGAAUUUUCUCCUAUUAGCAUAGCGAGUCUGUUUUCUUUGUCCGUCGAUUGCAAUCUUCUUUUAGUAUCAUCAACCACUUAUGGUGGUUCACUUACGGUUACAAGGAAGUCAUUUCCUAUCUCAACGUACAAUAGAAUCAAU